CCUAAUCUGGCCGCCUGGUCAGCCUCCGCUCUACAGUUGCUGCUGCGGCCUGCGGCUUGAAAAAGGAGCGGGGUCUUGGGGAGGCGCCAAUGGCGAGCUCCCGGGGGAGGUGGAGAUGGAGCUGCAGAUCGAUGCUAAAGCUGGUGGUGGCCUUGUGCUUCCUCGCUGUGGCCAUCUCCCUGUGCUUCGUCUGCUUCAGCUGGGAUUGCAGUGGCAGUGGCUGCGGAUGCAGGGGGCGUACUGCGCUGCUCCGUUUAGAUUGCGGGACGCGAGCAACAGCGCAUUUUGGCGCUAAUCAGCAGGAGAACAGCUCGAGAGCCCGGCGAUGGCGGCGGCUGCUGGCGGAGGGGCCGGGAUCGUAUCCACCCCGGUGCGCGGCAAAGUGCGGCGCCUGCGUCCCGUGCUACCCGGUGCACGUCGCCGUGCCGCCCGGCGUCCCGGUCACCACCGAGUACUACCCGGAGGCGUGGCGGUGCAAGUGCGGCAACCGGCUCUACAUGCCAUGACGAACAGGGUCACGAUGGCGAAGCGAUUUGCACGAGGGUGGUGCGCGCGCGCGCGGUGGCCGGUGGGCGUACUGGGCUCCGGCCGAGGCUCUAGUAGUUCUUCUACCCGAUCGAAGCGGCCGUCGCACUCGCACACGGGGCCGUUCCAUUAUUGCGAUGCGGCCGGGGUGGCUCGGUGGCAGCGCGCGCGCGCUGCCGUGGCACAGUGGCAGCGUGGCUGUCGCCGCGCCCGCGCGCGAAUGGGGUGAAGGCGCGGGAGGUGGAGCUGAGCUUGCAGUUGCAGGGCGGUGGUGGGCUGGUGGCCUACUGGGGCUGCUGCCUGAUGGGCGCCUCUGGAAUUUGCACGGCCCUACCACGAGCGCGCGGAGGCUUGGGGUUUGUACGGCGCGUGCUGGAAGGCAGUUGCUGGCUGCGCGUGUCCAGGCAACCUGUUGAUUUUGUUUUGGUUCUUCCUCCUGGCUCCUGUCCAUUUGGAUUGGAUCUUCGAAAUCCCAUUUGUAUCUCUCUGAGAAAUUAUACUCGCCGUAGGCCAUUUUCACCGUUAUUCCUUAGUGGCAGCAUGCACGCCGGUGUUGGUUCUUAUAAAGCAGAAUGGAACAGUGGGAAGUGCUUGUUUAGUGAA
Oryza brachyantha (malo sina) is the source of this 1128-nucleotide messenger RNA. RefSeq lists its product as uncharacterized. Gene Ontology annotation, biological process: stomatal complex development; guard cell differentiation. The transcript has 3 exons. The record is from RefSeq and is a predicted model, not a curated record. Bases 90 to 506 code for a protein of 138 amino acids. NCBI's taxonomy places the organism in Eukaryota, Viridiplantae, Streptophyta, Magnoliopsida, Poales, Poaceae.